AUGACGAGUCAACAAUAUCUUCAUCAACAGCAACAACAUCAACAUCAACAGGAUAUUGUUAGUAAUAAUCAUGUCAAUACGUAUAAAGAAAACUUUAAUUUAAAGUACAAUGAAAUCAUCAAUUCGAUUGCAGUCAAUAAGGAAGGUAACUUUGUGUGUUUGGGUGGAAAGAAAGCAUUGCAGAUUGUUGAUCUCGACACUCUAAAGAAUGCAAAGUGUUUCAUACAACAGAGUAAAUGGGAAGUUGGUGUAGUCGAUUGGAAUACACAAGCACCAAACUUGAUCGCAUCAUCUUCAAAUCAUGAUGCAUCUAUUUGGGAUAUAAAUAAUAAGUAUCCAUUGUUAAAUCAGUUUGUAUCACAUCAGAGACCGAUCAGUGAUCUUAGUUGGAGUUUGUUCGAUAAGGAUAUAUUGGCUACGACAUCGGCUGACUCGUUUGUCAAUCUCUGGGAUCUUCGAUCGCCCAAGAGAGUCAUGAAGCUCAAGGCAUUGAAUUCACAUAUACUCAGUGGUAUUCAAGUUAAAUGGAACAAGUUCAAUUCACAUGUAUUGGCAUCGGCACAUGAGAGUAAUCUGAUGAUUUGGGAUCUUAGAAAAGAAACUACAGAGUUGAAUACAACAGUACAUACAACAAAGGUAUAUGGUAUCGAUUGGUCACCUCACGAUCCCUAUGAGAUUUUGACAUGCAGUCAAGACAAAUCUGUCAAGAUCUGGUCUUAUCCAAAUCUUCAACCGAAAUCUAUUAUCUCUACUUCUCAUCCUGUAUUAAGAGCAAAUAUUGCUCACUCCGAUAACAACCAUCACAAUCAAUCUGCCAGUGGACAACUUGCCGACAUUGCAAUGUCGACAUCAUCCAAUGGCAGCAACAACAGCAGCAACAGCAGCAAUAACAACAGUGGUAAUAACAGCGGUAGCAGUAACAAUAGCGGUAGCAACAGCAGCAGCAACAAUAGCGGUAGUAAUACAAAUAGCGGAACAACGGCGAGUAAUAAUCAGCAGCAGCAUGCGAAUUCCACUGGAAUAAUGCAUAGUUUGUCGUCGUCUUCGUCAGAGAAAGAAGCGAUCGAGUCGAGCUACUCGCUUUUAAAGCAACAGGAUGAACAGCAGCUUGGCGGACACAACGAUGAAUUCAUCGGUCCCAAAGAACUAGAGUACGAACUCAAGAUCAUUCAGAAUAAAUUCAUUGAUAAAUCGCUCAAGAUUGAACAGGUCAAUUUGGCUCAGCGUGUUUGUAUCGUCAGCUGUACUGUUUCCAACAAAAGCAAGUCGUUGCUCAACACCAGUAACAAUAGUAGUGGCGCUGGUAGCGGUAUUGCAGCAGGUCGUGCAGGUAAACCUUGUUUUGAGCAGUGUCUCUUGAAACUUGUGGUUUUGGUAAAGAAGGACGUUAUGGAUAGGGCAAGAGGCAUUCUACCGCCAUUGAGUCCUGCAAGUAUAGUCGGUAGAAACAAAGAUUAUUUCGAUUCGAACAUGAUGGUACCACCAGGUGGAAUGGAGGAUAGUUUUAUUAUGGGUGAAACCAAUGGUAUAGAUGGUUUCCCAAAUCUUUCACUUUCAACAAAUAUCAAUAAUAAUAUCAAUAAUAAUAACAAUAACUCAUCAUCAUCUUCUACAACUAAACAUAGUCGUCCAUUAUCAAUCAAUGGAUUACAAGAUAUUCUAAUACAAGAUUAUACUCAAGCCAGUACGAUAGGUAGUGGAAGUCUGAAUAACAACAAUGUAAAUAAUAAUAAUUUAAAUAAUAGUAGUUUUAGUAAUAGUAGCAAUAAUAGUGGUGGUGGUGGUAGUAAAGAUAACAGUGGAUUUUUAAACAGUGUAAGCAAUGGUAGUUUGUCCAGUCCUCGAACCAUUGUUGGCGUCACCAACAAACAUAUUCAUUCACCAACAAACACCUCCGAUAAAAAUCUUAUACUUUCGAAAUCAUUUGAAAAACAACACGAUCUACAACUACAACAACAAACUAAAUCAAAUGACAAAUCACCAUUGUCUGGUUCCUAUAAGGAAUCAGCAACAUCAUGGGCAACAGCAAUCUCCAAUACACUACCGGCAGACUUUUCCCUGUCAUCACACCGUAACUCACUGAGCAUAUCACUGACCACUCAGCAACUACGACAGAUGGAGACAAUGCCAUGUCCACGAUUGUGUGGCGCCGUAUUCGGUGGAAAUAAUCGUUUGAUUUGCUUUUGGAAUAACAUUGGUAAGGGACCAUUGAUCAACCAAUCGGCACCCAGAACCUACAAGGAUUUGCUGAAUAUUGUCAACAAACCUGGAUGUGUAGGUACCACCACCACAACAACUCCAUCGGCAGCAACAGUACUUUCAUCAUCAAAUUCCAUCAACAACAACAACAACACUGUUGGUAAUCCAUUGACAUCAUCCUCUCCUAUCUACGAUAGUCCACUGGGGAUGAAUCAAAUGUACAACUCUGAAAACAAGAUGUCUUUGUCCAGCUUUGGAUCUUCACCAACCACAUUCGCACUCUCUCCACUUGCAACAAGCCAAUCCUCACAAGCAAGUGCCAGUAGCAAUGUCAACAUGAAUAUAAAACAACAUAUACCAACGAUCAACUACCAAAUCAAAAUAUUAGAUAUAUCUCCACUUUCACCUAUUAGUCAAUAUUUAGCCAAAAACUAUAUAAUAAAUGGAACGAUUGAAGAAAUUUGUAGACACAAUGAAAUGGUUGCAAAAUCUAUAAAUAGAAAAGAUCUUGUAAAGCUGUGGUCUGUCCUCGGUAUGAUCACCGAUAUGAGAUUGUUUUUUGGUGCCAAUGGUAAAAUUCAACAAUCAAAGCGAGCCAAACAAGAUUCUUUCGAGGAAUCAUGGGCACAACAUCCAAUGGGUAGACCAUUUGUAUUAUCAUUAUUCAAUCAUUAUAUAAAGAUAAAUGAUAUACAAACGAUUUCAAUGUUAUAUGGACUAUUAACAUUGUCAGCACAAAAAUUAACACAAACAUCUCGAGUUCAGGAUAUCAAUAUUAAUCAACAACACGACACUUCGAAAUCACCGCAUUUGCUUUCACCUUCGCAUUCCAACUCCAAUUUAAUUUCACAGACACUAGGUCUCUCCUUUGGAAAUCUCACACAGGGAUCGAUCAACUUUGAUGAGUUUCUUCCAAAAGUCAGUCAACCACACGGUCAUCACGGUCAUCACGGUCACAUCCACAGCCACUUUAUCAGUGGAUCGAUGUCUGGUGGGCUGAUCAGCAACAACUGGUACGACCCAUCUUUCUGCCUGUUGACACCAAGUCACAGCCGUUCCUACGACCAAUAUCUCAAUUUGUACUCUGACAUACUGCUGCGUUGGGAGCUACUCGAUAAGCGUGCCGAGCUCAUGAAGUUUGUCUCGAGUCCACAGACAGUAUCCGACCAGUCAGCUAACAACAACAACAAUAACAACAACAACAGCAAUGCUCUGAAACCCAUUCAAUUCCAAAUCACAUGUCUUAAGUGUCAACGUAAUUUGGUCGAUAAUUUCUGUGUUAGCUGUAAGAUUUUUGCAUUCAAGUGCGCCAUUUGUCAUAUUUCGGUGAGAGGAUUGUCAAGCUUCUGCGUACUGUGUGGCCACGGAGGACACACCGAUCACAUGAAAGCCUGGUUCAAAAAACAUACAGUGUGUCCCACCGGUUGCAAAUGUGAAUGCUCCAUGUCGAAUCUAUCUUUAAGUGCAUCGGGCAACAACAAAUACAGCAAUCACCAUCAUCUUUUACCUGACCCAUCAAACUCGACCUUAUCAUCAUCAAUUUUAAUCGAUUCACAUUUUUCACCAUAA
This is a messenger RNA of Heterostelium album PN500, 3768 nucleotides long. RefSeq names its product WDR59 family protein. The coding region runs from base 1 to 3768 and encodes 1255 amino acids. NCBI's taxonomy places the organism in Eukaryota, Evosea, Eumycetozoa, Acytosteliales, Acytosteliaceae. The record is from RefSeq and is a predicted model, not a curated record. The transcript is spliced from 7 exons. Gene Ontology annotation, molecular function: protein binding.